This is a messenger RNA of Folsomia candida, 2259 nucleotides long. Its product is annotated as transient receptor potential channel pyrexia. The coding region runs from base 717 to 2186 and encodes 489 amino acids. The record is from RefSeq and is a predicted model, not a curated record. Gene Ontology annotation, molecular function: monoatomic ion channel activity. Gene Ontology annotation, cellular component: membrane. Gene Ontology annotation, biological process: monoatomic ion transport; transmembrane transport. Lineage: Eukaryota; Metazoa; Arthropoda; Collembola; Entomobryomorpha; Isotomidae. The transcript is spliced from 9 exons.
CAUUAAUUCCCAUCUUCAAACUUCCAACGGCUACAUACAUAACUGGUUACAAAUAUAACUCACUAUUCUUUAUUAUCCGGACUCACUUACGAAUGAAGAGGGGGCUGAAUUUACUUCCUUUGUUAUCCACUUAAAUUUUGAUAUUACUCCCAAAGUGAUUUUAUUACAAAUAUUUAUUAUUGAGAAUUGUGCAAAUUUAACUGAUCGCUAACUAACAAUUAACAACAUAUUCCUCUUGAAUUCAUACAUAUUUUGUGAAGCUGUACUUGUUUAUUAAAAAAAUAUUAAGAAACGUGGAGAUAAGUAGAGUGAGAAAUGGAAGCCACUGGAGGCAACAAUUGUCCUACGGAUCCUUUACUUUGUCCCGAGGGAAAUGUGGAAAUGGUGGAAAUUAAUGUCAACUCGGUAUUCGACAUUGUCAAAACGGGACGGAACCAUGAAAAAUUGAAGGAUUUGUUGAACUCGUUAAACUUAAACGAUGUGGAUUCUGAUGGGAAAACUAUUUUGCAUCAUUCUGUAAAAUUUCCGAAUCGAACAAUUGCCGUGGAAAUGACCACGGAAAUAUUGAACCACUGGAAAAACGUGAAGAAUUCUACCCCUCCGGAUUUUGUUAAUAUGCAAGUUGACAAUCACCAUCACCACAAAAUCCACGGAUUCCAUCACCAUCACCAGAAACAAACUGCGCUUCAUCUAGCUGCUGAAUCCGCCAGUGAAAAAUGGUCAUUCUUUUAGGCGAAUUUGGUGCUGACGUGACACUUUGUGACGAUAAAGAUCAAACCCCACUGGAUUUGAUAUACAUAAAUCUGCCGAAACUAACAAUCAAGCACUUUAAUACAGGAGUGAAAUAUGAUGCAUCUCAUGAAAAGAUUGAGCUUGAUUUUAAUACCCUGACAAAUAUUAAGGGGAGUAAAAAUGCGGGAAAUUUGCUACAAGAAACUCGAAGCUUUGAAGGAUUGCUUAAAGAAAGCCCGGAAACGGUGAAAGAAGUUCUGAAUCAUCCCUUGAUGCAAGCCUUUCUCUAUUUCAAAUACCAAAAGGCAUAUCCGCUUAUUAUUGCUUCGAUUGGGAUACACAUUUUCUGGCACGCCAUCUAUGCCUACUUCAUAUUUAACGUGUACUACACAAAUUGCCCAUGGCUCUCUAAAUCUUCUUCAAAAGAUAACUCCACUCCGGAAGAAAACAACCCGGGUGUUACCCAAAUCAACUGUGACCCUGACAAUUUUCAACCGCAAGAAUUAACCCUGGCCGUGACAUGUUGGCUCCUUUGCGUCCUAUUUUUCGCUAAAGAGCUCUUCGAAAUGCUGACGGUGCCAAGUUGGUCGAGAUACUUUUUCGAAUUGGAAAAUAUUGGUCAAUUGUUUGUUAUUGGGUCAGUCUUCUGGACGUCGUGGCCCGUCUACGAAUUCAUCGGUGGCGCCGAGAAGAUUUCGAUUAGCCCGUGGCAGUACAAACUGGCAUGCGUGACCGUCUUCAUCGUCUGGUCCCUCGUGCUGGGUCAAGUUUGCAAAAUCCAACAGUUGCGAAUCCUUAUCGAAAUCUUUAUCAAAGUUUUCAAAUCUUUUUUCAAGUUCAUUUGCACCUUUGCCUCGUUACUGUUUGCCUUUGCUUUCUCCUUCUGCAUUAUCAUGCCGGAAGGGAAAGCGUUCAAAUCGCCGUGGCUCGCAGUUCCCAAAGUGCUCGUCAUGAUGACGGGAGAGCUGAAUUAUGACGACGUUUUUCACACCGAAGAUGACGCCACCGGGGUGUCGCCCUCUCACUACGUUACGACUCAAGUUUUAUUCUCAUUGUUCACAAUUUUGAUGUCGAUGAUCCUCCUGAAUUUGCUGAUAGGUUUGGCCGUGACGGAUACGCAGGAAUUACGAGCCAACUGUCAUUCUGCCGAACUUUCGAGCAUGUUGGAAGAGAUCUUUUUGUUGGAAUCGUUUGCAGCCAGGGUUUAUAAAGUGGUCAAAAUUCGCUGGUUUUUGGACACUUUGUCAAUCCGGAAGAAAGAUAACAUUUCAUUACCUGAGAGGGGUUGGAUUUUUAAGAUGUGUAGCAACCAGUUGGACACAAAUUUGGAGCUAAAUGGACUAAUCUACAGUUAUUCUUUUGCGAAGAAUGAAAAAUUCCCAUUUCCUUCUGGAUUGAUAGAAGAUUUGCGAGAUUUGGCAGACUUGAAUUCUUUAGCUGCAUUAAAGAAAUAGAGUGGGGGUCUUAAUUACGAUAAUUAAUUAGUAUGCAAAGCAUGACAUUCAGAAUGGUUCAUUCAUUCGUAGU